AUGGCUGCACCCCUGCUCGCACCGCCAGGACCUGACAGCUUCAAAUACUUUACCCGGGAAUCUCUGGCUAACAUCGAGAAGCGCGUCACUGAGGAGAAAGCCAAGCCUCCGCCUAAGCCAGACAGCAGUUACCGCGACGAUGACGACGAGAACAAGCCCAAGCCCAACAGUGACCUGGAGGCGGGCAAAAACCUGCCGUUCAUCUACGGCGACAUACCUUCGGGAAUGGUGGCAACACCACUGGAGGACCUCGAUCCUUUCUACGUGAAUAAGAAAACAUUUAUAGUGCUCAACAGAGGGAAAACAAUCUUCCGCUUUAGUGCCACACCGUCGUUGUACAUGAUAAGUCCUUUUAAUAUUGUUAGGCGAAUAGCUAUUAAAAUUUUGAUACAUUCUUUAUUCAGCAUGAUCAUCAUGUGUACCAUUUUGACCAACUGUGUAUUCAUGACAUUUAGUAAUCCUCCCGAGUGGUCCAAACAAGUAGAGUACACAUUCACGGGCAUUUAUACAUUCGAAUCAGCUGUAAAAAUCAUUGCCCGUGGAUUCUGUAUAGAUGACUUCACAUUCCUAAGAGAUCCAUGGAACUGGCUGGAUUUCAUGGUCAUUUCAAUGGCAUAUGUAACAGAGUUUGUGGACCUGGGGAAUGUAUCUGCGCUGAGAACGUUCAGAGUUCUCCGAGCAUUGAAAACUAUCUCUGUCAUUCCAGGUCUGAAGACCAUUGUUGGAGCCUUGAUCCAGUCAGUGAAGAAGCUGUCAGAUGUGAUGAUCCUCACUGUAUUCUGCCUCAGCGUGUUUGCCCUAAUCGGCCUGCAGCUCUUCAUGGGGAACCUGCGGCAGAAGUGCGUCAUCUGGCCCAUCAACAUUACCGAAUCCUACCAAGGCAAUGGCAGCCGCGGCUUCGACUGGGAUGAAUACAUCAAGAAUGAGACCAAUUUUUACUUCAUCCCUGGCAGUCUAGACGCUCUUUUAUGUGGGAACAGCUCCGACUCUGGUCGUUGUCCUGAGGGCUACACAUGUAUGAAGGCUGGGCGGAAUCCUAACUAUGGCUACACCAGCUUCGACAGCUUUGGCUGGGCUUUCCUGGCUCUUUUCCGACUCAUGACGCAAGACUUCUGGGAGAACUUGUACCAGCUGACUCUGCGGGCAGCUGGAAAAACCUACAUGAUUUUCUUUGUGCUGGUGAUCUUUGUGGGUUCUUUUUACCUGGUGAAUCUGAUCCUGGCUGUGGUAGCCAUGGCCUACGAGGAGCAGAAUCAGGCCACCAUGGAGGAAGCUGAGCAGAAAGAGGCUGAAUUUAAAGCCAUGCUGGAACAGCUUAAGAAACAGCAAGAGGAAGCCCAGGCGAAUGCCAUGGCAACUUCAGCAGGCACAGUAUCGGAGGAUGCAGUGGAGGAUGAUGGUGGGGGGAACCUGUCAUGCAGCUCUUCGGAGAUGUCCAAGCUCAGCUCCAAGAGUGCCAAGGAGCGGCGGAACCGUAAGAAGAAGUGGAAGCAGAAAGAACAAGACAAAGAAAAGGGAGACAGUGAGAAAUUUGUUAAGUCUGAAUCAGAUGACGGCAGUAAGAGGAGUAGGUUCCGUUUCCCUGACAACCGUCUAGGUCGCAGGACCUCCAUCAUGAACCAGUCUCUCCUCAGCAUUCCUGCCUCACCCUUCUUGUCACGACAUAACAGCAAGAGCAGCAUCUUUAGCUUCAAGGGCCGCGGACGGGAUGCGGGGUCCGAGAACGAAUUUGCGGACGACGAGCACAGCACGGUGGAGGAGUGUGAGGAGCGACGCGGCUCGCUUUUUAGCCCAUACCGCCGCAGCAGCUACAGCAGCUACCACGGCAAGCGCAAUAGCACGGUGGACUGCAACGGGGUGGUGUCCCUGAUCGGGCCUGGGCCUGGAGGACGCCUUCUGCCUGAGGUGAUAAUAGAUAAGGCAGCUUCUGACGACAGCCCAACGACUGAUGUUGAGAUUAAGAAGAAACUCUCAGGUUCUCUAAUGGUUUCUAUGGACCAACUCAACGCUUCUUUUGGACGCAAAGAACGGGCAAACAGCGUCAUGAGCGUUAUCACCAACACAUUAGUAGAGGAACUGGAAGAAUCUCAAAGGAAGUGUCCGCCAUGUUGGUACAAAUUUGCAAACGUCUUUCUUAUCUGGGAGUGCUGCCCCAUCUGGCUGAAGAUCAAAGAGAUUGUGAACCUGAUUGUGAUGGACCCGUUUGUUGACUUGGCCAUCACCAUAUGUAUCGUCCUCAACACUCUCUUCAUGGCUAUGGAGCACUAUCCAAUGACUCCACACUUCGAGCACGUGUUGUCUGUGGGCAAUCUGGUGUUUACAGGAAUCUUCACUGCUGAAAUGUUUGCCAAGCUGGUUGCUAUGGACCCGUACUAUUACUUCCAGGAGGGCUGGAACAUCUUUGAUGGCUUUAUUGUGAGCCUGAGCUUGAUGGAACUUGGGUUGGCCAAUGUGGAAGGCCUUUCCGUGCUGAGAUCAUUCCGAUUGCUAAGAGUAUUCAAGCUGGCCAAGUCUUGGCCCACUCUGAACAUGCUGAUAAAGAUCAUUGGGAACUCAGUAGGAGCUCUGGGGAACUUGACUCUUGUGUUGGCCAUCAUCGUCUUCAUCUUCGCUGUGGUGGGCAUGCAGCUAUUUGGGAAGAGCUAUAAGGACUGCGUGUGUAAGAUUGCUCAGGACUGUGAGCUGCCACGCUGGCACAUGAAUGACUUCUUUCACUCCUUCUUGAUUGUAUUCCGUGUACUGUGUGGAGAGUGGAUUGAGACUAUGUGGGACUGCAUGGAGGUGGCAGGACAAGCCAUGUGUCUCAUCGUCUUUAUGAUGGUCAUGGUCAUUGGAAACUUAGUGGUGUUGAAUCUGUUCCUUGCCUUGCUACUGAGCUCCUUCAGUGCAGACAACCUUGCAGCUACUGAUGAUGAUGGAGAGAUGAAUAACCUACAAAUCGCUGUGAACCGCAUCAAGUUUGGCAUUGCUUGGGUCAAGGCCAAAGUGCGGCAGCUGGUGGGCAUCAUCCUCAGGAGAAAGGUCACAGACGAGGCCAAGCCCCUGGAUGAACUAUAUGACAGAAAGCUUAACUGCAUUGCCAACCACACAGGUGUGGACAUCAAUCGCGAUCUGGACUACCAGAAGAAUGGCAAUGGCACCACCAGUGGCAUAGGCAGCAGUGUGGGCAAAUACAUGAUCGAUGAAGACCACAUGUCUUUCAUCCACAACCCCAACCUGACUGUGUGUGUUCCCAUCGCUGUAGGAGAGUCAGACUUUGAGAAUCUGAACACUGAGGACUUCAGUAGCGAAUCAGAGGCUGAGGGCAGCAAAGAUGGGCUGGAUGACAGCAGUUCGUCAGAAGGCAGCACUAUAGAUAUUAAACCAGAGAUAGAGGAAGCUGUGGUAGUGGAAGCAGUGGAAGAGUAUUUGGACCCAGAGCCCUGCUGGACUGAAGCUUGUGUUGCACGCUACAAGUGCUGCGAUGUGUCCAUCACGGAAGGCUGGGGAAAAUACUGGUGGUAUCUCCGGAAGACCUGCUAUCUCAUUGUGGAACACAACUGGUUUGAAACCCUCAUCAUCUUCAUGAUUCUGCUUAGUAGUGGAGCCUUGGCCUUUGAAGAUGUGUACAUUGAGCAGAGGAAGACUAUUCGGAUCAUCCUGGAGUACGCUGACAGGGUGUUCACCUAUAUCUUUAUCCUGGAGAUGCUGCUUAAAUGGGUGGCUUAUGGCUUUGUGAAGUACUUCACCAAUGCCUGGUGCUGGCUGGACUUCUUCAUUGUGGAUGUGUCUAUAGUCAGCCUUAUAGCUAAUGCGCUGGGCUUCUCCGAUCUAGGGCCCAUUAAAUCACUCAGGACACUCAGGGCCCUGAGACCACUCAGAGCAUUGUCACGUUUUGAAGGGAUGAGGGUGGUAGUCAACGCCUUGGUGGGUGCCAUCCCUUCCAUUAUGAAUGUGUUGCUGGUUUGCCUCAUCUUUUGGCUGAUUUUCAGUAUCAUGGGAGUCAAUCUGUUCGCGGGCAAGUAUUAUUACUGUUACAAUGAAACUGCAGAGGAGUACUUCAAUCCAGAGGAGGUUGACAACAAAACCCAAUGCUUUGAGCUCAUCUAUCAGAAUUUCACUGAAGUACGCUGGAAGAACGUCAAGAUCAAUUUUGACAAUGUGGGUGCUGGCUACCUGGCUCUGCUUCAAGUGGCUACUUUCAAAGGUUGGAUGGACAUUAUGUAUGCAGCUGUUGACUCACGAGGGGUGGAGGACCAGCCCAUGUAUGAGGACAACAUCUACAUGUACAUUUACUUUGUCAUCUUCAUUAUUUUUGGCUCCUUUUUUACUCUUAACCUGUUCAUUGGUGUGAUCAUCGACAAUUUCAACCAGCAGAAGAAAAAGUUUGGAGGUCAGGAUAUCUUCAUGACAGAAGAACAAAAGAAGUACUACAACGCAAUGAAGAAACUAGGUUCAAAGAAACCACAGAAACCCAUUCCUAGACCCCAGAACAAGGUCCAGGGUAUGGUGUUUGACUUUGUGACGCAGCAGGUCUUUGACAUCUCCAUCAUGAUCCUCAUCUGUCUGAACAUGGUCACUAUGAUGGUGGAAACAGAUGAUCAGUCUGAUGAAACAGAGAACAUCUUGUACUGGGUCAACUUCAUCUUCAUCGUAAUCUUCACCUCUGAGUUUGUCCUCAAGCUCUUUGCCCUGCGCCAUUACUACUUCACCAAUGGCUGGAAUAUCUUUGAUUGCGUCGUGGUCAUUUUAUCUAUCGUAGGUAUGUUCCUGGCAGAUUUGAUUGAGAAGUACUUUGUGUCACCAACGUUGUUCAGGGUCAUUCGUCUGGCUCGAAUCGGCCGUAUCCUGCGUCUGAUCAAAGGGGCCAAGGGCAUCCGGACAUUGCUGUUUGCCCUGAUGAUGUCACUGCCAGCUCUGUUCAACAUAGGCCUGCUGCUUUUCCUAGUUAUGUUCAUCUUCUCCAUCUUUGGAAUGUCAAACUUUGCCUAUGUCAAACGUGAAGCCGGUAUCGAUGACAUGUACAACUUCGAAACCUUUGGGAAUAGCAUGAUCUGCCUGUUCAUGAUCACCACUUCUGCAGGGUGGGAUGGCCUGUUGGCUCCCAUUCUCAACUACCCUCCAGACUGUGACCCUGAUAAAGAGAACCCAGGCACCACAGUAAAGGGCAACUGUGGCAACCCUUCCGUGGGAAUCUUCUUCUUUGUCAUGUACAUCAUCGUCUCUUUCCUGAUCGUGGUAAACAUGUACAUUGCUAUCAUCCUGGAGAACUUCAGUGUGGCGACAGAAGAGAGCGCAGACCCGCUAUGUGAGGACGACUUUGAGUCUUUCUAUGAGAUCUGGGAGAAAUUUGACCCUACGGCCUCACAGUUCAUUGCAUUUGCCAAGCUGAGUGAUUUCGCCGACACUCUGGAGCACCCACUGAGGGUGCCGAAACCCAACACUAUAGAACUGAUCGCCAUGGACCUGCCCAUGGUGAGCGGAGACCGCAUCCACUGCCUGGACAUCCUGUUUGCCUUUACCAAGCGCGUUCUGGGUGACAGCGGCGACCUGGACAUGAUGCGCCAGCAGAUGGAGGAGCGCUUUAUCGCCUCCAAUCCUUCCAAGGUGUCCUUCGAGCCCAUCACCACGACUCUGCGUCGCAAGCAGGAGCACGUGUCUGCUCAGGUCAUCCAGCGGGCUUACCGUGCUCACCUGGUGCGCCGGGGCUUCAUCUGCAAACGGCUCCUUGGCAGCAGCAGGCUGGAGAACGGAGGGACCAACCAGGACAAGAAGGAGGGAACGCCCUCUACUGCCUCACUGCCCUCCUAUGACAGUGUGACCAAACCGGAGAAAGAGAAACUGGACGAGAGCGAAAGCAAAGGCAAGAAGGGUAAAAACCAAAAAGACGUCAAGGAAUCUAAGUGUUAGGAGUACAGCAGUGGUAAUAUAGCAAGAUGAGACAUAAUUGAGAUGAAACUCUGUAUCCGUUCUAACAAAUGUACAAAAAAAUCAUUUUCAAUGAAAACCCAGAAAAUCAGAAAAAAAAGUUGUUUACAGACAUUACAGAUGCACCAGUGAAGAGAAAGCAGCUUGGUUUUCUUACCACUUUGAAUACGACCAAACCAAACCAUAGUGAACUUGCUGUGUGGCUUCUGUGCUCACUGAUCAACAUUUUACUGCUCAAACAGCAGCCGCUGAGGCAAAAAUAACUGAAAACUCUAUGAAAGGCCCAUGGCAGACAUCUUCAAUAGGGACCACCUGCCAUAGGACCAAGCGGUAUACAGAGUAGAUGUUUUGAAGAUGGAUUCUUUUACACCACCAAGUGUGGAGUUAAGCAUUCCUCCACUAUGGAUUUACCCCUAACAAACACUACACUGCCGAAAUCCAGUGGACACCUCCCACUUGGUACAGGGAGGUUUCCAAAACGUUCUCAUUUGACCGUUGGAGAGGAACAGUUCUCAGCAGAGUUGACUGAAAUGAGUGGAGAUGCAGAGAAAAUGAAAAGAAAAAAAAGAAAGAAAAAACAAAACCCAGAACAUUAUGCAAGGGUUUUCAGUUGUAUGAUUAAUAUACUUGCAUCUUUACAUUAUUUGAUCAGCAAAAAAAGAAGGUUAAAAAAAGAAACGUUCAGCCCAUGUCACUAGUCUUUUCAUCAUCUCUUUGUUAUACUUACAUAAAAAAGACAUUUUUUUACAUGGGCUUUCACACUGCAAUUGGGUUGGGGUCAUUUAUCAGGGUUUCGAGUUGGGCUGAAAGGGACUUGUUCAGACCAGGUUCCAGAUAAAUAAGUAAUUAAUUGUGCUCGUUCAAUGCAUAGAAAUGACUUGCAUGGUGGCAUGUUUUGAUCAGAAUCAUGCAUGUGUAAUCAUAGUCCACUUGACACUUCUGCUCAGACCACGAAUGUGGCUUGAACAUAAGUUUGAGGCUGUCCACUGGUAAAACAUUUCAGUAAUUUCACUGGAAAGGGAAAAUUUGGUAAUAUUCAAAUAUUGGGUUUGACAAAUAGUGUAUUCGUACUUACCCCCUCAUCAGCAUUGCUUUGCAACUAACCAACUCUCACAUCAUGCAAAACUCUAGAUAGUUGAAGUCAGUGGAAUAUCAAAAGAUUUUUUUACAAUACACACUGCCCUAGACUUUAACUUAAGGAAAGAGUACUAUUUAGAAAUAGUGAAUUCAAAUCAAAUCUUGGGCAGACAAACCCUGAUUUGUUUUUAUUUCCACCAGCAAUAUGAUUUGGCCCUUAAUUUCUGGUCUUUUAUGUGCAAUCAAGGGUCUUUUUAACGAUAAACUUCAUAUAUUCAAUGGUUGCAGCAAGCCACAAUGCCAUUUGUAAUCUCUUACAAUGCUUUGUCUGUGAGUCGGGACCAGACCUCAGUUAGAGGUGACCUCUUUAACAUACAUUUUUUGUAGAGACAGUUAUUUGUUUUAAAGGUAAUACAUGCUCAUGGUGAUCAUAUCAGGGGUUGUCUGUUUUGUUAGAAAUGUUUUUGUCUUGGAGAAGAAGUAAAAAAGGAGAGCAGUUGGGUAGCAGUUUUGAAUGUGUCUACAGCUUUUCACCAGUUUUAGUGUUGUGGGGUAGCUUUCUGACUGUUGAUAGAAUGAUACAGUGAGUACUGUUUAGGGCAUAGACCUUAUCCAGCGUGCAUGCUAUGUACUUGAGGCCUGAAGCUCUUGUCUGAGAAGGCAGAAAUAUGCAGAUUCUUUUAAAUAAAGGUGAAGGACGCUUUAGUUGUCAGAUGUUAAGCGGUGCAUCUCGGCAAAGGAUCUAGCUGUGGAAAUCGGACAGUUCACCUGUUCUUUAAAUGCCAUUUGUUUUGAUAAAAAUGCCUAUAUGUCAACAUCAAGACACUACGUUUGGCACCUCUUGAGCAAACUGCCAUCUACUUUUGCUCUUGAUACGAAACAAAAAUCUUGGAAGAGAACAAAAUGUCUUCUCUAUCUCAGUAUUCUUUCUUUCUACAUUUCUGUUAAAGGAUUCCUGUCAUUAUGGCGUGGGCUGUCCGAGUGUGUGUCCAUAAGAAGUUACAGGGAAUUAGAGAACAAAUUUCACAGCUAAGAUCAGUAGUCAGGAGACCUUUCAUACUAAGGUCUUCAGAGAAAAAAAAAGG
Molecule: messenger RNA, 8069 nt
Organism: Colossoma macropomum (tambaqui)
Lineage: Eukaryota; Metazoa; Chordata; Actinopteri; Characiformes; Serrasalmidae
Gene: scn8aa
Product: sodium channel, voltage gated, type VIII, alpha subunit a
Exons: 26
Coding region: 1-5889 (1962 amino acids)
Biological process (GO): membrane depolarization during action potential; neuronal action potential; sodium ion transmembrane transport
Cellular component (GO): plasma membrane; axon; voltage-gated sodium channel complex
Molecular function (GO): voltage-gated sodium channel activity
Source: RefSeq, a predicted model, not a curated record